AUGUCCUCCUCCCUCCGCCAGCGACAGGUCCCCGCCGGCAACGAACCAUCUACGUCCAAACAGACCGCCCAAAAGGCCAAGUCUCGCAAUGAGAAGACCGGCCCCAGCGUCCUCGACAUCAUCCGUGUGGUGGUCACGCUGAUCGUCGCAUCAUGCGGCUUAUCCUACUACAUGACGUCGACGGAGUCCGUGCUAUGGGGCUACAGGCCGUGGUUCACUAGAUGGCCGGUGUUGGUCCGGUACUUGCAAGGACCUCUGAGCCUCACGCCCGAGCAACUCGCCCUCUACAACGGCUCCGACUCGGCUCUCCCCAUCUACCUCGCCAUCAAUGGCUCCGUGUUCGACGUCUCUGCGAACCCGCUUGUGUACGGACCGGGCGGUCACUACAAUUUCUUUACGGGGAAGGAUGCCACGCGCGCGUUCGUCACGGGCUGUUUCCAGGAGGACCAAACGCAUGAUCUGCGGGGUGUCGAGGAGAUGUUCAUCCCGCUUGAUGAGGAGGCGGAGCUGAAGACGCUGAGUAGUGGGGAGAAGAAGAUCCGGCGCGAGCAGGAUCGCCGGCUUGCUCGGACCAAUGUGCAGAAGCAGGUACAGCAUUGGGAGAAUUUCUUCCGCCAUCAUAAGAAGUAUUUCGAAGUUGGGAAGGUUGUUGGGUUGGAGGUGCCCGAGGAGCAGAGGGAGCUUUGCCAGGCUGCUAAGCAGCAGAGGCCUAAGAGGAGUAAUAUGAAGAAGGGAAAUUAG
Aspergillus bombycis is the source of this 741-nucleotide messenger RNA. Its product is annotated as putative heme/steroid binding domain protein. Lineage: Eukaryota; Fungi; Ascomycota; Eurotiomycetes; Eurotiales; Aspergillaceae. The record is from RefSeq and is a predicted model, not a curated record. The transcript has 2 exons. The coding region runs from base 1 to 741 and encodes 246 amino acids. Gene Ontology annotation, cellular component: membrane; endomembrane system.